UUUUUUUUUGGCUGUCAGGCCCAACACGUGACCGGUCCAGCUCCCAGCUCGGAACGGGCGAACUUGCCGCUUCUGACCCGCUCCAUGUGGAAACUUUGAUGGGAACUUUUGAAGCUACAGAGCUUGGUCGCCGCCGUCGAAAUGUUGUGAGGAUGGGGUUCAUGUUCUCUGUUUUUGAAGGUCGACCGAGAUCUUCCCGCAAUGAACCCUCAGGGAUUCUCUUUCCCUCCCCCUCCUCCUCCCCCUCCUUUGCAACAGCAUCAGCCGCAGCAACAGUAUCCUCAUAACACUGCUUACACACCCUAUGGCCAAAAUCACCACGGCCAACGGGGCGGUCGUGGAGGAGGUGGCGGAAACUUUAGAGGCCGUGGAAGAGGGUUUGGGAAUAGAGGAGGAGGAGGAGGAGGUAGAGGAGGCAGCUUUAUGUCCACUGAUGCCAACCGCUCUGGUGGUUAUCCAGCAACUGCUAGCGGAUAUGGGUCCAUGAAUUACUUAGGGUAUCCAACUCAACAUGUACCCAACCAGCAGACGAGCAUCUCAGCACCGCAGUAUACGCAGCAACCGACGCAAAAUUUCCAGAACCCAGUGAGCGGAAAUUCAUUCGUCUCUGCAUCACAUUACACGCAUUCUUCGGUCCAUGGGACACCCUACCAACGUCAACCCUCUUACGAUGCUUCAUAUGCAACGUCGAGCACGCAACAGCCACAUGUGUACAACCAGACUCCUAUGCAAGCUACAUCGUCUGCCUCACCCACGAUUAUGGUUCCGCCCGUACAUUGGGGGUUUCAGAAUACCGGACAGUCAGGGUCUUUUGCUGGAGUACAACGUCCGAACCAACGUGGUGCCCGUCAGAACAAUUCAUACAAUCAUCAGAGCACAUCAGGCAAGCAUGUUAACAAGCGUGAUCACAUAUCAGCGUUUGGAAAAUCCCAAGCGACUGCUCCACGUGUUCCGGCACCCCCACCGGUACCCAGCUUCGGAAACCCUCUACCUUCGAAACCGCCAGCGCCAGCGGAUACUACCCGGAAGCCAAAAAAGAAGAAGAGAAAACAUAACCAACUAGGGUUAACACCGAAAGCGGAAGAGCACGAAUCAAGUGAAGAAGAAGAUGACGCCGACGAAGAAUCAAGGCUGGCUGCGGGCGGUGCGGCUGCGAGUGCCGCUUUGCAAGUUACCUAUAGAGGACGGACGUCUAAAUUACAAAGCUCUGCAGACAUUGCAGCUUGGAUCGAGGAACGCAAGAAGCGCUUCCCCACUCAAGCCAGGAUCGAGGAGAGGAAAAAGGCCAUCGAGGACGCAAAGAAGGAAAAGAAAGCAAAGGAAGAAGCGCAGCGGCAACAGAAGGAAGCGCGUAGACUAGCGAUGGCACAUGGGAAGAAGGAUCAAGACAAGCAUGGUCAAACAGAACAGCCUCGAGAUUCGAUAGAUCCCGCCAAUGCAGCCGCAAAAUCCAAGCUAAAGGCUGAAAAGCUGCGGCGGAAACUGCUGAAGGAGGAGAAACGAAUAGCACAAGCAGAGGCCGACGCCGAACGCAUCCGCAAGCUUGAAGGGUCACAAGAAGUAUCCUCGCAACCAAAUGCAGUGCCAAAACCUAAUCUUUCGACGGCAUACGAUGAAGGUACCAUUAGCGACUCGGACUCGAAUACCGACGAUAGCGAUUGGACAUCUUCAAGCGGAUCCGACCUGUCAUCGUCGGACUCUGAUGGCGACAAUGAUGAUUCUGCGCCAGAGCAAGCAACUUCGCGCCUUGAGGGACCAGAACGUGUCCCGCCGCCCGCUCGAGACGAAAAGAAGCAAUUAUGUCGACAUUUCGCUCGCAGUGGCCGUUGCCCUCGAGGGAAGGGGUGUAAGUUCGUGCACGAAAAGUCGGAACGUGCGACGAAAGCGAAGCCCGUGGAGAGCAAGGGGCGAAAGGGUCUGCUACAAGCGCUUCUUGAUCGUCAGAAAGAAGAUGAAAAUUGGAAAUUCAUGGAAACAAUUCUUUGGUUAGGCGAGAACGGGCUCCUUGAUGAACCCGCGGCUCAAACGGAUGUAUCUCUUCUGGACUCCACGGCGAACAGCGCCAGUGGCGUUUGAGAUCGCACUGAAAAUGGUCAGUUGGGGGAUGAUAGAUGAAAUCCCGGCAUUUUCCCGGCUUCAUCGAUCGUAUAUUAUCAGUAGUAUUAGUAGUGUAGUAUAUUUUAUUUUGAUCACAUCCAACGCCCCCACAGCGGCUUCAUCAAAUUCCAGGCCGAUACAUGGGGCCGUUCACAAAAUCGCCGGCACUCCGUCAGUUGAGUAAUCGCCGAGCCCCCCUCGCAUAGUCGUAGAGAGAAAGCUGCUGUCAACUUGCGAGUUGCGACGAAUGACCAGUGAUGUCUCAAGUCACCAGAGACGUUGCCCCAGACUGCAAGAAAUAAGGUAUCCAGGGACCUGCAUUUGUGAGACAUUGAUCACCAUCCCGGGUUUUCGGCCAUAUGUGAUUGCAUAUCAGCCUCUGGCUCUGGUCCACCUGGCCGGGCCCUGUUAAUCUCAGAGCAUCCGAUCCUAAUUCCAGUUACACCGCGAUUCGUCGAUUGGGCCGCUUAUCAGGAA
Molecule: messenger RNA, 2574 nt
Organism: Aspergillus versicolor CBS 583.65
Lineage: Eukaryota; Fungi; Ascomycota; Eurotiomycetes; Eurotiales; Aspergillaceae
Product: CCCH zinc finger protein
Exons: 3
Coding region: 202-2076 (624 amino acids)
Biological process (GO): box C/D snoRNP assembly
Cellular component (GO): nucleus
Molecular function (GO): metal ion binding; RNA binding
Source: RefSeq, a predicted model, not a curated record